Molecule: messenger RNA, 304 nt
Organism: Caenorhabditis elegans
Lineage: Eukaryota; Metazoa; Nematoda; Chromadorea; Rhabditida; Rhabditidae
Gene: Y38H6C.24
Product: Transposase
Exons: 2
Coding region: 19-204 (61 amino acids)
Source: RefSeq, marked reviewed
GUGUUGGAGAUUUGGAAAAUGUCAGUUAACAUCGGUGCAGUUUUGAUGAUUUUCGUGUAUGCUAUCAAUUUUUAUCUGUUAUUUCAAGGUUUUGAUUUUAAAAGCAGUUUUAGGAGUGAAGAAACUCUAAUUGAUUCGUAUAAUGGUAGUAUUCAAGAAAAUGGAAAACGCAUUAUGUUCCAAGGCUUAUCACUUCGAUCUUGAUUUUAAAUGUUUUGUUUUUUAUCCUUUUAAGAUGUGUGAUCUCAUUUUUCAUUUUUUAUCUGUUAAUUGAUAAUAAAUGUGAUUCAAAUUGUAUUAAAAA